UUACUUGUUUAUCUAACACGUUUGCAACUUGAUCGGUUGCCAAGAUGUGAUUCUGAAAAUUCGAGAUCGAAAAAUGUAUCGUAUAAUGGAAUAAAAAUGAAAAUAUAACUGCAACUAUGAUUUUUGCGAUUGUUGUGUAGUUGGAAUUUAUACGUUGAUUGUGUUCUAAACGUACGUUUCGGUUGAAUUUGUUUCAAAUUAAGUAUAAAUUCAGAAAACUGGAAACUGCCAGGACCAGACCAAGAAAGAAGAUGUUUCUCUCGCUAAUCAAGUAGAAUAUGACUGAUAAGAAGAAUAAGGCCAAAACUAUGGACGCAGAAGGAGGCGUCUCAGUGAUGUGGAGAAACCUCAGGGUCAAGGUGGACAUCAAGAAGCAACAUAUAUUCCGAAGUGCCACUCAUACUAUUAAAGAACUAAUUCACAACGUGAACGGAUAUGUGGAACCGAACAGUUUGGUUGCUGUUAUGGGUGCCAGUGGAUCGGGUAAAAGUACAUUAAUGUCAGUGUUGGCAAAUAGACAAUCAAGAGAUUUCAAAGUGAAUGGAGAUAUACGAUUAAAUGGCCAAAAGAUACCACCUGAAUUGAUGAAGAGGAUUUCAGGAUUCGUCUAUCAAGAUGAUCUAUUCGUUCCUACGUUGACUGUUUCGGAGCAUUUACAUUUAGCUGCAAGAAUAAAAUUAGAUAAGAAAACUACCAUCAAACACCGUAAAGAAUUAGUAGACGAAAUAUUGACUGAUGUUGGAUUGAAAAACUGUGAAAAUCGUUUUAUUGGAAAUUCAAACGACGAAGAAGGAAAAUUGAAUUUAUCAGGAGGCGAACGAAAACGAUUAUCUGUAGCAACAGAAUUAUUGAUGAAUCCAGCUUUACUUUUUUGUGAUGAACCAACCACAGGUUUAGAUUCAUUCACAGCUUUGAAACUGAUGACCAUUAUGAGAAAUAUGACUAGUCAAGGAGGUAAAACGAUCAUUUGUUCAAUUCAUCAACCAAGUGUGAAAAUAUUCGACCUGUUUCAUCAAAUUAUAUUGCUGCAUAAGGGAAAAGUCGCCUUUUGUGGGACUACUGAAAAUGCUUUGGAAUUUUUCCAAAGUAUCGGUUAUUUCUACAACAAACAACAAAAUCCGGCUGAUUAUUUGGUGAAAAGUCUAUCGAUAGUUCCUGGACGUGAAGUGGAAACUGCUGAUGAAGCUACUCAAGUCUGUUUGAAAUUUGAAGAAAGUCAUUAUGCUAAAUAUGUGCACGAGCGUAUUGAAUCAGAGAGUCGCCAUAGAAUAGAAAAUCUUGGUGGAUUGCAAAACAUCGAUCAUAUUUCCUGGUUUCAUAAAUGUUACUUGAUAAUUUAUCGAGAAGCAAUAAGCACCAUCAGAGAUCCAUCAAUACUGUAUUUUAAUUUCAUCAGGCAAAUGUUACUCGCUGUAUUGCUUGCAUUUUGUAUCAAGAGGACAAUAUUUAUGAAUCAAGAAACUAUUCAGUCGAUAAAAGGAAUCCUAUUUUUAAUUAUGAAUGAAAAUUCAAUCACUCCUAUUUAUGUUACUAAAGGUUAUUUCCCUAAGAAAAUGCCUAUGUUUCUUCGAGAGUAUUCAAAUAAUAUGAACACGCCGCUGAUUUUCUAUUUAUCUAAUAUUAUUACGCUGAUUCCAGGAUUCCUAUUCCAACCGACAUUAUUCACUGCAGUAUUUUAUACGUUAUCGCAGCAACGAAACACUUGGAUAACUUUCUUAAUAACUUUAGCAGCCAAUGUUUUAUUGUUCAAUAUAUCAGCAUUGUUUGGAAUUUUGAUAUCAUUGGCGACAAAUAGUCCUGCGAUUGUUGAAUCUUGCAUACUGAUCAUGAAAACAUUAUCCUAUCCAUUUUCUGGAAUGGUAAUGAGAAUCAGCUCGAUUCCUGUAAUAUUUCGAUGGAUUCGGUACAUUUCGUGGGUUACUUACGCUUUCGAGUGUCUGCUGAUUGCAUAUUUCGAAGGAGUGGGGUAUAUUCAGUGUUCGAAGUCUCCAGAAGUGCCAUGUUUGAGAAACGGACAGGAAGUCUUGAAGUUUAUGGAUAUCGAUGGUGAGAAUUUGCGACGGAAUAUAAUUUCCAUGUGUUGUAUUUAUGUAAUUUUUCAUUUGCUGAGUUUUAUAGCUUUGAGGAUUAGGUUGUCUUUGAGAAUGAAUGGUUGAUUGGUGUUAUUUUUUUUUAAAAUAAAGGUUCUCUGAAGAAUA
Molecule: messenger RNA, 2198 nt
Organism: Planococcus citri (citrus mealybug)
Lineage: Eukaryota; Metazoa; Arthropoda; Insecta; Hemiptera; Pseudococcidae
Product: protein scarlet-like
Exons: 14
Coding region: 279-2156 (625 amino acids)
Biological process (GO): transmembrane transport
Cellular component (GO): plasma membrane; cytoplasmic vesicle membrane
Molecular function (GO): ATP hydrolysis activity; ATP binding; ABC-type transporter activity
Source: RefSeq, a predicted model, not a curated record